ACUGAGUACCCCAUGUGACUUCGGGGGCCCUGGGCUGAGUCGACCCCGCCUCUCCGCCCGCCGAGGAGGGGGCGCAUGCGCAACCCGUGUUAGUGAUGGAGGAGAGAAGAUGGCGGAAGCGGAGCCUCUUGUCCACCAGAGCUGCUGGCUGUAUUUUGCAGAUUUAAGGACCACAGUACAACUAUGGAUAGUGAAGCAAACCCUGGAACAUCUUCUGUGUCAACAACAACCAGUAGCACUACUACCACAACCAUCACUACAUCGUCUUCUCGAAUGCAGCAGCCACAGAUAUCUGUCUACAGUGGCUCAGACCGACAUGCUGUACAGGUAAUUCAACAGGCAUUGCAUCGCCCCCCCAGCUCAGCUGCUCAGUACCUUCAGCAGAUGUAUGCAGCCCAACAGCAGCACUUGAUGUUGCACACCGCAGCUCUUCAGCAGCAGCAUUUAAGCAGCUCCCAGCUUCAGAGCCUUGCAGCUGUUCAGGCAAGUUUGUCCAGUGGAAGACCAUCUACUUCCCCCACAGGAAGUGUCACACAACAGUCAAGUAUGUCCCAGACAUCUAUCAACCUCUCCACUUCUCCUACACCUGCACAGUUAAUAAGCCGUUCCCAGGCUUCCAGUUCUACCAGCGGCAGUAUUACCCAACAGACUAUGUUACUAGGGAGUACCUCCCCCACCCUCACGGCAAGCCAAGCUCAAAUGUACCUCCGAGCUCAAAUGCUGAUUUUCACACCCGCUACCACUGUGGCUGCUGUACAGUCUGACAUUCCUGUUGUCUCGUCGUCGUCAUCUCCCUGUCAGUCUGCAGCUACUCAGGUUCAGAAUUUAACAUUACGCAGCCAGAAGUUGGGUGUAUUAUCUAGCUCACAGAAUGGUCCACCGAAAAGCAUUGGCCAAACUCAGUCAUUGACAAUUUGUCAUAACAAAACAACCGUGACCAGUUCUAAAAUCAGCCAACGAGAUCCUUCUCCAGAAAGUAAUAAGAAAGGAGAAAGUUCAAGUCUGGAGUCACGAAGCACAGCUGUCACCCGAACAUCAAGUAUUCACCAAUUAAUAGCACCAGCUUCAUAUUCUCCAAUUCAACCUCAUUCUCUAAUAAAACAUCAACAAAUUCCUCUUCAUUCACCACCUCCCAAGGUUUCCCACCAUCAGCUGAUAUUACAGCAGCAGCAACAGCAGAUUCAGCCAAUCACACUUCAAAAUCCAACUCAAGACCCACCCCCAUCCCAACACUGUAUACCACUCCAAAACCAUGGCCUUCCUCAGGCUCCUAGUAAUGCCCAGUCACAACAUUGUUCGCCGAUUCAGAGUCAUCCUCCUCCUCUAACAGUGUCUCCUAGUCAGUCACAGUCAGCACAGCAAUCUGUAGUAGUGUCUCCUCCACCACCUCACUCACCGAGUCAGUCUCCUACUAUAAUUAUUCAUCCACAAGCACUUAUUCAGCCACACCCUCUUGUGUCAUCAGCUCUCCAGCCAGGCCCAAACUUGCAGCAGUCCACUGCUAAUCAGGUACAAGCUACAGCACAGCUGAACCUUCCAUCCCAUCUUCCACUUCCGGCUUCCCCUGUUGUGCACAUUGGCCCAGUUCAGCAGUCCGCCUUGGUGUCCCCAGGUCAGCAGAUUGUAUCUCCAGCAUCACACCAGCAAUAUUCAACCCUGCAGUCCUCUCCAAUCCCAAUCGCAACCUCUCCACAGAUGUCGACAUCUCCUCCAGCUCAGAUUCCACCACUGCCCUUGCAGUCUAUGCAGUCUUUACAAGUGCAGCCUGAAAUUCUGUCCCAGGGCCAGGUUUUGGUGCAGAAUGCCUUGGUGUCAGAAGAGGAACUUCCAGCUGCAGAAGCUUUGGUCCAGUUGCCAUUUCAGACUCUUCCUCCUCCACAGACUGUUGCGGUAAACCUACAAGUACAACCACCAGCACCUGUUGAUCCACCAGUGGGAAUGCAUUUGAACCAGUGUCAUCUGCACAAAGUUUUUUCUCUUAAGGUUUAUCAAGUAGAAGAUGUGUGUGAAGAAGAAAUGCCAGAAGAGGCAGAUGAAUGUGUCCGGAUGGACAGAACCCCACCACCACCCACUUUGUCUCCAGCAGCUAUCACUGUGGGGAGAGAGGAUUUGACUUCUGAACAUCCUUUGUUGGAACAAGUGGAAUUGCCUGCUGUGGCAUCAGUCAGUGCUUCAGUAAUUAAAUCUCCAUCAGAUCCUUCACAUGCUUCUGUUCCUCCACCUCCACUUUUACUUCCAGCUGCAGCUACAAGGAAUAGUAGUACAUCUGUGCCCAGUAGCAUUCACAAUAUAGAAAACAGACCUCCACAGGCUAUUGUUAAACCACAGAUCUUGACCCAUGUUAUUGAAGGCUUUGUGAUUCAGGAGGGAUUGGAGCCAUUUCCUGUGAGUCGUUCAUCUUUGCUAAUAGAGCAGCCCAUGAAAAAAAGGCCUCUUUUGGAUAAUCAGGUGAUAAGUUCUGUGUGUGUUCAGCCCGAACUGCACAACAAUACAAAGCACGUGGAUAAUUCAUCUGACACGGAGAUGGAAGACAUGAUUGCUGAAGAGACAUUAGAAGAAAUGGACAGUGAGUUGCUCAAGUGUGAAUUCUGUGGGAAGAUGGGAUAUGCUAAUGAAUUUCUGCGGUCAAAACGAUUCUGCACUAUGUCUUGUGCCAAAAGGUACAAUGUUAGCUGUUCUAAAAAAUUUGCACUUAGUCGUUGGAAUCGUAAGCCUGAUAAUCAAAGUCUUGGGCAUCGUGGCCGUCGUCCAAGUGGCCCUGAUGGGGCAGCAAGAGAACAUAUCCUUAGGCAGCUUCCAAUUACUUAUCCAUCUGCAGAAGAAGACUUGGCUUCUCAUGAAGAUUCUGUGCCAUCUGCUAUGACAACUCGUUUGCGCAGGCAGAGUGAGCGAGAAAGAGAACGUGAGCUCCGAGAUGGGAGAAUUAGGAAAAUGCCUGAGAACAAUGACUUGCUGCCAGUUGCACAAACAGAGCCAUCAGUAUGGACUGUUGACGAUGUCUGGGCCUUCAUCCAUUCUCUGCCUGGCUGCCAGGAUAUCGCAGAUGAGUUCAGAGCACAAGAGAUUGAUGGACAGGCCCUUCUUCUGCUGAAGGAAGACCACCUCAUGAGUGCCAUGAAUAUCAAGCUAGGCCCAGCCCUGAAGAUCUGUGCACGCAUCAACUCUCUGAAGGAAUCUUAACAGGAACGUGAGGCUUUGCGAUAACAGCAGUUUUACUCUUCUCAAACAGACUUGUAAGGUAAAGGCCCAAGUCGGCCUGGAAUAUUAACACUCGUUGUGGUGGAUAGCCAAGCACAUUGGGAUCUCCGCAUCAAAUAAAUGUUGGCAUUUCUUCUACAGAUGAAAUAAUUCAUCAUACAUUUUAAUAAUUAGCCAACAUUGGUGAAAUUAAUUUUACAGGUUACAUGCAUCAGUGAAAGACUUGUUAUAGAAGGUCAUAAUAUUUUUCAAACAGACACAUUGUACUAGAUAAUUUUUUUAAGGGUGAUGUUUGCAUUAAUAUAAAGAAUCAUUUUAAAAGUUAUUUAAUGAUUUACAUUUCUCCUCCUUUGAUUUGUUUUUCUUACACGUUUUUGUACCCUGUUAGUUUUUUAAAGGUUGUCAUAAGAGCUAUGUUAUGGAAUAAUUUAGGAGUCCAGUGACUAGCGUUGUAUGCAAUGAAAUAUCUAUGUGCAUUUUAACAAAACGAGUCCUUUAGACAAAUGCUGUGCCUAUAAAAAGGACUGCAUUCUAGCAUGAACAGUGGUGAUCCGGAAGUCGGAUGAGUUGGUUUCUAUCCUGAACUUGACCAAGAGUUUGGCUUGACUGAGAAAGUUAGUGUUCUCUCAUUUUUUUGUGCAUGUAGAGCAGUGGUUCUCAACGGGAGGGAAAUUUUGCUCCCCAGGGGACAUUUGGCAAUGUCUAGAGACAUUUUGGUUGUCAUAGCUGAGGAUGGGGGCAGGGAGGAGUUGCUACUGACAUCUAAUGGGUAAAAGCCAGGGAUGUUGUUGCUAAACAUCCUCCAAUGCACAGGAUAGCCCUCUACAACAAAGAGUAUCUGGUCUCAAAUGUCAGUAGUUCUGAGGUUGAGAAACCUUGAAGUGGAAUGAGGAGUGUUAAUUAUUGCUCUUUUUCACCCAAAGGGAUAUUUUGUAAUGAUAGAAUAUAAUAAGAAAUACAUAUACAAUGGGAGUAUUAUUCAGAUAACGUCAGUGGUGUGCUAAACUUUUUUUCCUCCAGUUUUAGGCAUACUAGAAAAAGAGGGGACAAUCUCCAUUAUGAAUUGGCCUAUAAAAUAAGGACUAGCUUCCAAAUAAGUUGACUCUGAGAAAGUACUGAUUGACAUUAAUUAUCUUUCAUAUCUCUGUGCUCCUCUGCACUGAAGGGAUAAUAUGAUUAUAUCUUAUGAACCAGUGCACAGCCUUUGCUGGCAAGGAAAUAGUCUGCAGAGGAUAUGUGGUUGUUCUUUGGAUUUUUUCUAAUGUUGAACAUGCUGGGUCUAGCUAGAAUGCACAUUCCUUUUUCCUUUACUAAACCCUUGCAUGCUUCCUGCAAAGCACUUACCAAGUGGUAUCUCUCAGAUCUAAUUUUGUAUGUACAUUUUUAAGGAAGACAUUUUAAAGCAAAAUCUUUCACUGAGCAAAGUUAUAUUCUAUAGAAUUACAACACUUAAAACCGUUCGUGGGAGCCUGGAGAGCUUUACAUUGAAAAUUUUAUUUGAGAAGAUUAUGCAGGUUUUGUUUUAAUCUUUUCAUAUAUCUUUACCACAUAACUGAGAUAUUUUAAUAAUCGAGGGAACAUACAGAUACUUGGCGGAAAUGCAGUAAGUGGAGAAAGAAUCCGUGAGUUUCAGUCAUCUCCACUGCUCUUUUCAGAAAGAUUGUGUUGAGCUAGAAGAAGACUAAAGAUGUCAGUACAGACGUCACAGAUUUUUAUCUUUUGGCUUUGUGUACAUUAGAGAAUGUUGAUUAUUUUUAUACAGAAAUACGGCAGGUAAUUUUUUUAAUCUUUCAGAUGCCUCUUGUUUGAAUGUAUGCUUUGUGAGAUUCUUUUGUGUAGUAAUGGUUUUUUUAAAAAAAAAAAAAGUUUACUGAUAGUGUAG
Molecule: messenger RNA, 5080 nt
Organism: Trichechus manatus latirostris (Florida manatee)
Lineage: Eukaryota; Metazoa; Chordata; Mammalia; Sirenia; Trichechidae
Gene: PHC3
Product: polyhomeotic homolog 3
Exons: 17
Coding region: 184-3180 (998 amino acids)
Biological process (GO): negative regulation of DNA-templated transcription
Cellular component (GO): nucleus; PRC1 complex
Molecular function (GO): zinc ion binding; histone binding; chromatin binding
Source: RefSeq, a predicted model, not a curated record